Messenger RNA from Rhagoletis zephyria (snowberry fruit fly), 2287 nucleotides. Its product is annotated as serine/arginine repetitive matrix protein 2-like. Gene Ontology annotation, biological process: regulation of DNA-templated transcription. Gene Ontology annotation, molecular function: DNA-binding transcription factor activity. The record is from RefSeq and is a predicted model, not a curated record. NCBI's taxonomy places the organism in Eukaryota, Metazoa, Arthropoda, Insecta, Diptera, Tephritidae.
AAUGAAGGCGCGAAACGUUCAACAACUACAGGAAAACCCAGCCGCUCACGUAGUCGUUCACGAAAACGUUCACGCACCAGAAGUCGCAGCCGAAUUCGAAGUAAUCGACGUAGUCGUGAUCGUCGGCGGCGGUUGUACUCGCGAUCACGUUCGCGCAGCAGGUCACAUGUUCGUAGCCAAAGUCGUAAAAGACGACAUCGUUACAGAAGAUCACGUUCCCUUUCAUAUGACCGCUCUAGGCGCAAACAUCGGUCUAGGCGCUCCAGUACAACAUCGAAUUCACGAUCUCGAUCGCGUUCGCGCGGUGGACAUGCCGUAACACAUAAACGGCGCUACAGAUCGACGAGUAGUUCCUCCCAUUGUUCUAGGCGACGAAGUUCUCGCUCCGUAUCUAGUAACAGUCGACAUUCUGAGCGAAAACGCAUACGAAACUCGAAGCACCAAAAAGCACAAUCGGAGCAUCGUCGUACGCGUACACGUUCAAUAUCGAAAACGAGAAUUUUGCCAUGCAUUGAUGGCAGCUCUAUUGCACCGCAGGAUUUGACCACACAGAAAGCUCCAAUUUCAACUCUGGUAACAACUGUUGCUGCACUAAGCACCACCGCUAUACCUAUGGUUAGUUAUCCAUUAUCAACGCGUUUGACAGCGAUGUCUACAGCAGUCACUGUUGCGACUAAAGCAACACCACCCCCACCACCAGUAUCGGCUUCAACAACUACGUCGGCUGCGAACACAUCUGGCACAAGUAAUGAAAUUACAAUAUUGCCUACAGUGGUGGAACCACCGCCACCACCGCUCAAACGCUACUACGGUCGAAAGCGUGGAGAUGAUUCAUCGGAUUCCGAUAGUAAUUCUGUCUCAGACACGAAUGACGACAACAAAGCCACCAAACAACCUGCGCCAAUCAGCGGUGAAGGAAACGACAGCGAUGAACGCAUGGAUGUGGAUACUACCUCUGAACCCUCCAACCCUUUGCCAUCGUCGUCGACGUCAACUACUGGUAAACAAACAGGCAAAUAUAGCACUACUGCUCCGGCGAAAAUCAAUCCAAGUUUAUCUAAUGCUACCGAAACCAAAAGCUCGUCCUUGUCGACGCCGCAAAGCAGCAGUCGUUUGAAUUUGCGCGAACGACUGAAACGCAAAAUGCAAAAUUUGCUCAACAAGCAAUACAAAGCGGACAAACGUGCUGAAAUCGAGAAAUGGCAACGUGAAAGGCAACUGCAACAGGAGCGCGAGGAUGAAAUGCGCGAAAUGGCACUCAAACUGAGACGAAGGCAACGCGAACUGCGCCAUCGCUACGGCACCCCAUCAAGUGGCAAGGGUUCUGAUAGUGAUGCUUCGGGAGCAUUAAAAUCCGCGCAACCAACAGCGCAACGGCGCAGUACGUCGAGAAGUAGUGAAACCAUUACCGCGCCUGCCACAGAAAAGAAACUAACACAAAGUCAUCAACAUAGCACGGGCCGUGGGAAUGAUGACAAGGCGGAAGAGCAGCAUCAUUCAACAGUAACUCAUCACCAACAUAGAUCCCUACAUCGUAGUAGUAGUCGGGAGCGUGCGCAUCGUUCACGCAGUCGCAGCCAGUCUUACUAUCAAUCGCAGCGAUCAGCAGGCUCUAAACGGCGCUCUCGUUCCCGUUCGCGUAAUCGUCGUAGCGCUUCGAGACGUCGGCGACGAAGUGCAUCACGUUCUCGUUGGCAGCGUGACACCAGCCGUGAACGCGCGUCACGUCAUCAACGCACUCAACGUUACGAUGAACGUGAACGUGAGCGGGAGCGUGAGAGGGACAUAGAUAGAGAUCGCGAUCGUGAUCGCGGCAGGCGUUCACGUUCAAGAAAUGAACCACGGCCUAGAGAAAGUUAUCGUGACCGUGAUAGGGAUAGGAAUAGGGAUCGUGAGCGCGAACGUGAACGUGAACGCGACAGGGAUCGUGAUAGGGAAAGAGAUAGAGACAAACAUCGGCAUCAACGCGAUGCUCAAUGCUACAGACAGGAGACUGCCACAAGCAGUGGCAGCAGUGCUAAUACUAAUAGAAACCGCAUUGUCAUAUCUGCGCCACCAAAACUAAAGAAACUAGUUGAUUACUAGAUUAGAGACUGGGAAGAAUGCAAUAUCUUCCAUGUGCGGUAAUUGUUUCGAGUUUUUUUGUUGUUUACUUUUUCUAUGUAUGUAAAUAAGGGUGGAAAUUUUCGCAAACAAAAACUUUAGUAAUAUUUAAUUGGAAAGAGUUACUUAGUAAUAAACAUCAUUGAAUUGUUGAGACAAAUACCUACCAUAUAACGAUGGCUGU